AUGAGACCGAAAACAAUAACUGAGUGUGAUAUUUUAUCAUUUUUGUCUGAUGAGUCAGAAAUUGAUGGAUUUAGUGACGAUUCCGAUGCUGACAAAACGUGGCAACCUCCCGUUAUUAACAAAAAUACUGUUGAUGAUGAAGAUGAAGACGAAGAAGAAGAUACUGGAUUUGAACAGGUUAGUGAUCAUGAAAUCAUUGUAGAUACUUCGAAAUCACUACCUAAUUUACAACUACAUGAUCAACCUCAAACUCCAAUUAUUGUAACAAUUACUGGUUGGGCUCCAGUUCCUUUUAAUGGUAUUCAAUUGCCAGAUCAACAAUAUGGCCCACAUGCUUUCAAAGUAAUUGAAUCGGCAUCUAGUUAUAUUAAAAAAUAUCUUCCAGACUCGCAUUUUGAUGAAGCAGCUUUAUUUACAAAUAUGUAUGCUAUGUCAAAACUAGGAAAAGAACUUAAAACUUGUGCUAAUGAAAUAAAAGUUCUUUAUGGAGCUCAUGCAAUGAUCGGUAUAAUAAAGUAUCCUCGUAUUCAUAUGUACUGGCAAAGAGGUAUCCAAUUUGAUUUAAUUGCACAAGCCAUAACGAGAGAUAGGUUUUUUUUACUUCGUUCUUGUUUACAUUUUGUGGAUAUCAACAAUCGUCCACCACAGGCAGAUCGCUUUUGGAAAAUUAAACCUAUUAUUGACAGUGUACGUAAUGCUUGUUUAAGUAUACCACGUAAUAUUAGUUGUUUUUCUAUUGAUGAGCAAAUGAUUCCAUUUUUGGGACGUAUUCCCUAUAGACAAUACGUUAGAAAUAAACCUAGACCAGUUGGUCUUAAAAACUUUGUGCUCACGACUUCAAAGGGUUUAGUACUUGAUUUUGAAAUUUAUCAAGGCGAAAAUACACCAUUAGAUAGAUCACUUGGAUUAGGCCCAGCGGUGGUCUUAAGAUUAGCAAAAACUAUUCCAGAAAACUCUGUAUUAUUUUUUGACAGAUACUUUACUACUAUUCCAUUACUAGAUCGUUUAAAUGCAAUAAAUAUAAAGGCGACAGGUACAAUUAUGAAUAAUCGUUUAAAAAAUGUACAUUUUAGUGAAAAUAAAAAGUUUAAGCAAGGGAAAUGGGAAGAACUUACUCGGUCUGAUAACCAAAUAGUUGCAAUAAAGUGGAAAGAUAGUAAGUGUGUCACUGUGUUAUCAACAGCCACAGGUGUGGAACCACAUACAAUGGUAACACGUUGGAGUAAGUCUGAAAAAAAAUAUAUAGAAGUUCCUUGUCCAUCAGUAAUUAAGACUUAUAACCAAAAUAUGGGUGGCGUAGACGUGUGCGACCAACAACUCGAGGCUUACCGCACGUGGAUAAAAACAAAAAAGUGGACACUAAAAGUUGCCUUACACUUUAUUGACCUAUCUAUUGUUAAUGCAUGGAUGGAAUAUAGACAAGAUUCUUUAAAUAUGGGAAUUAAAAAAAAUUCAGCUUCUAUUAAAAACAAACGUCCUCUUACGGUCGACUCUUCGUCGUCUAGUGAAGAUAACAUUGAACCAACUGAACCCCAACAAAAAAUUCAAAAUUAUAGAACUCCUUUUCCACCUGAACAUAAAACGAAGGACAAAUAUGAACACUGGCCAAUUGUUGAUGAUUUGAAGACUGCGAGAAAUUGCAGAAAUAAAAAAUGUAAAAGUCGUACUCGGUGUAGCAAGACCGAAGAGGCCUAA
Molecule: messenger RNA, 1695 nt
Organism: Melanaphis sacchari
Lineage: Eukaryota; Metazoa; Arthropoda; Insecta; Hemiptera; Aphididae
Product: piggyBac transposable element-derived protein 3-like
Exons: 3
Coding region: 1-1695 (564 amino acids)
Source: RefSeq, a predicted model, not a curated record